UUAGCCUACAACAUGGAGAGAGAUUUUCUAAAUGCUGAGGUUUCACACCCAAAGAUGAAUCCUCAAAACAACAGCAAUGGUGCAUUACAUUGGCGACAAACAGCACCAACCAACACAGUGCCAUGGCAACCACAACAACAACCAUCCUUGCCACAGCAACCAGAGAUAUCAACAUGGCAACAAGGAACCAAUCGGAAUCCUAAAGUUUCGAAAAAUCUCAAUAAUCAACAUGAAGCCCAUCACCAUAGCAACCAUUCAACAAAGAAAACCCCCAGUGAUGAACUUGCAAAAGCAAUGAGACUACUUGAGACUGCAGGGACCUUCCAAGAACAAAAACAGACUCCCAUUUUGCCAGAUUCAAGUAACCAACAUGGGCAGUCUUCAAUUCAAUCAAAAAUAAAUAUCGAACAGUUAUUUCACUCGGCUAAGCAAAAAGAGAAUGCUACAGAAUCUUUGGGAAUUUCUGCAAAUAUUAAUGGCAAUUCUAAUGGCUCUCUUGGAAUUGGUAGCAUCAGUUCUCAGUUAGGGAAAAUGUCACAAAAGGAACUUCUAGAGAGCCAGUUGAAGAUCAUCGAGGCAGUGACGCAAGCCACACAUCUUGGACAAUCAGCACAACCAACACAAUUAACACAUCCAAGACAACCAAUCUCAAUGGAUCCAACACAACCAGUGCAUUCAUCACAAUCAAUGUCACACAAUUGCAUUUCCCCUCCCAGAUCACUAGGACGAGGAAAUAUUAUAGAAUCAAGUGUAAAACGGAGUCCUGUAAGAGAACUUACAAAUAGAAGUCUUUAUGAACAAACAUUGAACCAAAUGAACACCAGUCAAGGUGCUACUGAUUACAGCUCAACCGUAAGACCCCUGUUUCCAGGCGUGAAGAGCUCAUAUCCAGGUCACAGUAUUCCACAUACGGGAAAUAGUACAGCUCCAGGUACCAGUACAGUUCCAGGGUUCAAGGUCAGAGGUCAGUAUCCAGGGCUUACAACACCAUUUCCAGGAAUGAUUACAGAUCCAGGGACUGGGAAUCCAUAUCCAGAAGUGAACACUUCUCCAGGGGCCAAUUCAUUCCCAGGGGUGGAACAUGCAUAUCCAGAGACAAUGCAGCAAUACAAUGGGAAGAUGAAUGCAAAUCAAGGAAUCUCCAUAGAACAGGACCAAUAUUCUUCAUAUUCACGAGAAGCCCAGUUUAAAGGGGGACAUAUCGGUGCAUUAAAACCAAUCAUUAAGAGCAACAUUAACUCCAAUGACAAUAUGGACCUUGCUCAGCAAUACCCAGAAUAUAACGAAUCUCUAAACUCUAUUGUAAAUACAAUCACAAAUGCCAAUCACCAUGGAGACAACAGAGAUCAAUAUUCAGAGGCUCAAAACCCUGUUGCUAAGAACAACAUGAAUGUUACUCACCAUGGAGACAACAGACAACAAUAUCCAAUGUAUUCAGACACCCAAGCCACUCCAUCCUUUGGGCCAACGGGUGAUGCAAAGCAACAAGGAGGGGAUGGGAGUGCCCAAGGGGAACCUAAUGAAGAAGAUCAGGGAGAUGAUAAGGAAAAGAAAGCUGGACAACAGGAACAACCCCUGACAGCAAAACAUCCUGACAUUAUUCCUGGCACAUUAAAAGAUGAGCUAAAGUGGGUGGAGCUAGAAGAAAACACUAUGGGUCACUUUUUUGUCAACAAAAUCUUUCUGGAUGGAAACAAACAAGAAUCUUGGAAACCAGACCACUUAAAAGCAACUGAGGUUUUGACCAUGGAAGAGCUUAUUGUGGGCCCCACUAGAGGGGGCUGUAAGCUUGAGAGUGCCCUGGUGAUAAGCAGCAUUUGGUAUAAUGACCCAAGCUUCUAUGCAAGUGUAUUCCCAGCUGGAGCUGAGAUUAACAUAGUUUGUCCAACACAUAAAGAAAAUGAAGUAUGGGUGGAUCGCACAAUCACAGAAUGCCUCGUUCAUCGGAAAGAGUUUGAAUUAUUUGACGAUUAUGAGGAAUAUGUGCCUGUGGAUUGCGGAUGUAAAGAGGCCAGAGACAUCUAUAUCGUGCACACCAAAGAAUGUGCCAACAUUAGAGCCAAUGUGCUUAUUCUCAGAUAUACUGACUUCUGCCGAAUCGUAGUAUCCAGUGGAAGUUUUGAUUCUGUGUCGUGGGAGAAGAUUCUGCAGUUUGGAUGGUACGAGGACUUCAAAUAUAUUCCCACCAGUAUGGGAGAAAAUAGAGAAGACUUCUGCAAGCGAGUGCGUGGAGAUUACAUGUUUGAAAAUAUGCUCUACCAAUUCCUGAUUUCCUUCAAGAUCGACUGCAUGAAGUGGUUGAAUGGUAUUGAUUUCAGCCAUCUCUCUCCCUGUGUCAAUUUGCUGUGUUCAGUACCAGGGAACUUUAGACCAGAAGAUGGCCUUGGGUUUGAGUUUCUGCAGUAUGUUGUGCGUAACAUUCACUGGUUCUCUUUGGAGGCUGCCCAGUUAGUGUACCAAACCCAUUCACUUGGCCAAGGAAACAAUGUAAGGACUGUACUGGAAAAGUUUAAGUCUAUGCUAGUAUCAUGUCCCACAGGCUACCAGGGCAUUAAGAUUCACUUCCCGACUGAAGACCAUGUGACAAAGAUGUGGGGGAAACUAAACCUUACAAAGAAUUAUUUGGACAAAGCCAUAGUGAAUAAAGACAAUUUGUAUGAAACAUGUGGUUAUCUGUACACCAACGAGGACCCCGAGGAUGUUCUUCUUCAUGCAAAUGUUUUCACUCAACAACAAAACAUCCACAAAGAUGGCGCCACUAAGACAUUUGGUUGGUUUACAACUGGAUCUCUUGGAUUGACUGACAGUGGAUGGGGCAAGAAACCCGAUGGACAGCGAAGAGAUGAUCAUAAACUGGCACGUGACCCAACGAAAAGACAAUUCUGGACUUACAAUGUUAACAUUCUGCUUGCCCCAUAUUCAGAGAUUGAUGAAUCUGGGUCUAUUCGUACAACCUUUGCCCCAAACCUACAUCCACUAGGGACCCACCUUGACCUAAGCAAACUGACAAAGUACCCGAAGGGUGUACCCCCUUACUAUUCAUUUAAACAGGGAGGUUCUCAAAGUCACAAAAAAGUUCACCAUUGUGUUGGAUACCUGAGCAGAAAUAAGAUAAACAAUCGAGAAAAGAGGAUUGAUCCUACAGCUGCAUAUGUAACACCACUUCCUGAUAGCCAUCCACUUGCUAUAGCAUUAGGGAAAACUCAGAGUAGCAAAGAGUGUGUUGUCAGCUUGGAAGUCCUGAGACAACAUGACGUCACUGUCCUUCCUGAGAUAGGCACUGGGAUUGAGUACUUCAUGCAUAUUCCAAAUAUACAUAUAAACAGCAAAACCAAAAAUAAACAACAGAGACCCCCAAAGGUGGUGUUUGUGAAGAAGAUCAUUCCGAAGGAUGAACUAGCAGCACUAGGACCAAUAAGAGAGCAGAAAACAGAAUCAAAAAGUGGUAAAUGUGAGGAGGUCAUAGAUUGGAGAACAGGAGAGUUACUAUAUCCUCAAGAGAAGACAAACAAAAAACCAGCUGCCCCGCUUACCUUUGAACAAAAGAUGCAGCAAUUGGGUAUAACAACAGACGAGUCCCUAGAUGCCUACCUGGACAAGAGACACAAAAGCAAGGACAUCAUAUACAAGCAAUACAAACAAGGGUCACGUGAUGACAUUCCCCAAAUGCAGCCAUCUAAGAUCAUCUCACGAGAGGCCUGGGUACAGAAGCAAAUAACAAACACGUGUGCCCCUGGAUUCAAACUGGAAGGCCCUUUGGCAAGACAUUUACUCGAGCUUCCGUUGAUGGCUAAUAGACAAAAAUGUUUCAUUGAAUGAUAUUUUGGAAAGAGAAUAUAUUUUUGUUUGUAACUGAUAAAGCAAUCAUGAAUGAAAUUAGAAUUUCAAAUUGUGCUAGUUUCUCAUUUAUCUCUCACAUCGUAUUACAUGUAAAACUAUUUUGUGCCUCGUUUUGAAACAGGAAAACAUUUUAUUCGGAUGUAAUGUAAAUUAUUGGAAAAUUUUGUAAUGGACUGCCAUGACCAUUUCUUGAUUUGGAAUCAUUUGUAAUAUCCACAUUGUAUAAUUUUG
Messenger RNA from Owenia fusiformis, 4071 nucleotides. The record is from the annotation of a GenBank genome assembly. NCBI's taxonomy places the organism in Eukaryota, Metazoa, Annelida, Polychaeta, Sabellida, Oweniidae.